Molecule: messenger RNA, 570 nt
Organism: Trichoderma aggressivum f. europaeum
Lineage: Eukaryota; Fungi; Ascomycota; Sordariomycetes; Hypocreales; Hypocreaceae
Exons: 1
Coding region: 1-570 (189 amino acids)
Source: RefSeq, a predicted model, not a curated record
AUGGCCAAUUAUCCAAUUUCGUCCACGAGGGUUAUCACAACUCAUGACCCAGAAAGCGGCAAAGCUGUAUUCGAACAGAAUGUGGAUAGUAGCGUUCCAUUCGAAAAAUUUCCAGUUCCGACGGGAAGGCCUCCCACCUCAGACUAUGCUCUUGCAUAUUCGACCACCACAUUCCCGGUUCAGGGUCUUUCGCCGAGCACCAAUCAAGAUGUCGAGCAAUAUAAAUCCAGCCUGCAGAAUUUGUCGCCUUUAAAUCCAGAUGGUGGCACAGCGUGCACUAUAGUUGAAAUGCCAUAUGGGAACGAUAUUGCCAUGAAUCGGACCUUUAGUCUGGAUUAUGGCGUGGUUAUUGAUGGAACUACUGAGUUAGUACUUGACUCCGGAGAGAAGAAGACUCUCCGCAAGGGUGACGUUUUUAUUCAACGAGGAAUUGCUCAUGCAUGGAGCAAUCUCACUAAACGAGACGAUAAUAAUGGUACAUUGCGCAUCUUCUUUGUGUUUCAGCCGAUUGACAAGAUUAACGUUAAAGGCGGUGAAUUGGAUCAAGAUUUGACUCUAGGUAUAAAAUAA